AGGAAAAAGAAAAAUAAUGAAGCCAAUUGCAGCAGCAUUUUUCUUCCUCUCAACAUUGUGUGCCGCAAGAUUUGUCGUGGUCGCCGGUAAUGGUCAAGGUCAAGGUGAAAGUGAAGGAAGCAACACCGCUGCCGCCGCGGGGGAGGUGAAUAUGAAGCUUCUUGAACAAGCGUGCCAGCAUUCACCCAGGAAGGACUUAUGCAUCGAAUCCCUAGAGAAGGACUCGAACAGCAAGGGCGCUGACCUCAUCGGCCUUGCCUACAUUGCCGUCCGGCUGGCAGCGGCAAUGGCCGCCGACGUGGACGAGCACAUGCGGUCGUUGCUCAUGCACAACGCCACCUCCUUGGACCCCGUGAUUCAGCAGGGGUUGGCGGACUGCGUUGAGCACUACUCCGAUGCCAACGACCAGCUCGACGACUGCACCGCCGCCAUCUCGGCGAGUAAAUUCAAGGACGUUGAAGUGUGGGUCAACGUGGCGAUUUCUGACGCCGACUUCUGCGACAACUCUCUUAAGGGACAGGAAUCCGUGAUGGUAGAGAAGAACAAAGCGUUCCGCCUGUUGUGCAAUAAUAUUUUGUCCAUAAUCAAGGUCUUGCCUGCUGAAAAGUGAUUUUCUUGAGUCCUCAUCGUACGGAUUUAAUUAGUAGCUAGCUAAAUAUGGUCAAAUUUUUAAACUUAUGUAAUUAAUAUAAAUUAUAAAUUACUAAAA
Molecule: messenger RNA, 709 nt
Organism: Pyrus x bretschneideri (Chinese white pear)
Lineage: Eukaryota; Viridiplantae; Streptophyta; Magnoliopsida; Rosales; Rosaceae
Product: putative invertase inhibitor
Exons: 1
Coding region: 17-610 (197 amino acids)
Molecular function (GO): enzyme inhibitor activity
Source: RefSeq, a predicted model, not a curated record